Messenger RNA from Sordaria macrospora k-hell, 474 nucleotides. RefSeq lists its product as uncharacterized. The record is from RefSeq and is a predicted model, not a curated record. NCBI's taxonomy places the organism in Eukaryota, Fungi, Ascomycota, Sordariomycetes, Sordariales, Sordariaceae.
AUGUCUGCCACCCGCAAGAGAAAGGCCGAAGAGGAGCCCGAGGAGCUCGUCUCCCUCCCUGAGGAUUCUGACGGUGAGGAGGAAGAGGAGUACGUCUCCACCGGCGGUGAGGAAGAUGACGUUGAUGACGACGAAGAGGAUGAAGAGUUCGACAGCGAGGCAGGAGGCGAGGACGAAGAGGAAGAGGAAGAGAAGACCACAGACAAAGCCCCUCCCAAGAAGAAGCUAAAGACGGCAGCUGCCGAAGACGAGGAGGAAGAGGAACAAGACGACGAGGAGGAGGAAGGUGACGAAGAGGAAGAUGAGGAGGAGGAGAUUCCCGAAGACGAGGAGGACGACGACGCCGAGGUUGAGACCGAAGAGGGCAGCCCCAAAAAGGCCCAGCGCUCUGCUUCCAAGGCUGUGGACGAAGAUGACGAGGAGGAGGCAGAUGCCGCCAAGGCUGCUGCUGGUGGCGAUGAUGAGGAGGAGUAA